Funneliformis caledonium is the source of this 3588-nucleotide messenger RNA. NCBI's taxonomy places the organism in Eukaryota, Fungi, Glomeromycota, Glomeromycetes, Glomerales, Glomeraceae. The record is from the annotation of a GenBank genome assembly.
AUGGGAGAAAAAUUUAGUGUAAUCGAUGUUCUUUCAGACACAAAGUUAAAAAUUUCUGGUAAUUUCAAUACUUUAAGUGGAUUUGAUAAUUGGAUGAAUUUCCGCAUUGAGCCAAAAUCCAAAUUAAAUGGUCUCAUCGAUGCUUAUAAAUUAAUGUUUGAGAAAUAUCCAGUUGACAAUUGCGUAGAUCUUGAACAGAGUCGUCCUCUUCAUUUGAAGAUAGUUCUUGAUCUUGUGAAUCAUGAUAAAAUCGAAGAAUAUGAAGAGAAAUUUGAGGAAUACAUUUCUGAAAUUUUUAAAGAUUUAAAGAGUUCCACAAAAAAGCCCUCAACACUCCUAAAAAAAUUUUCUACGUCUGUCAUUACUUUCAAGGAAUUUGAUAUUAAAAAUGUAAACUUUCAAAAGUACUCAUCAAAAUAUAAAUUAGGAGAUUGGAUUAAUCAACUUUGUUGUUUGAUUCCUAUACAAAUUGCAGUAGCAAAAAUAACUUGUUUCAACCUCUCAGGGAUGGAUUAUCUUUCAAAUGUUGAAUUUGAUGGCUAUGGACAUGUUAAUAAUAUUACAGAAAACAUUUCUUUUGGAUGGUACGAAGGGAUUUUCAAACAUUUCGGUGAUAAAAAAGUAAAGGUUGUUUCUAGUAUGGGGGAACAAUCACGCGGAAAAUCGUUCAUGCUAAAUCUUCUUGUUGGAACUUCCUUUGAUGGCUCUGCAAUGCGUUGUACUGAAGGUGUCUGGAUGUCACUAGUUAAUACCAAGGAAUAUAUAUAUGUCGCACUUUAUUUUGAAGGUUUAAAUUCUCUGGAAAGAAGCCCUCAAGAAGACAUAUUUUUAACACUUUUUAAUACUGUCAUAUCAAAUCUCAUACUAUUUAAGGCAAAACUUUGUGUUAUAAUCAAGGAUGUACCUAAGGUUGAUAAUGAAGGCAUUGUUCAGGAAUUUGAUUUAAAAUUUUCUCAAAUAGAAGGUGAAAAUAAUUCCAUCUCAAGAAUGUAUCAAGGUGGAUUGGAUAUUAUUCCUUGGCCAAUGUUUAAUGAGACUGCAUGGUUGAAAACAUUAUCAAAAGUGAAUCUUAGGUUAGAUAUGUUGGAAGCCAAAUAUGACAAUGCACGGACUUUUCUACAAAGUACGAAAGUAAUUAUGGCUAAAUUAAAGAAUUGUGAUUGGAGAUCGUUAGACGAAAACCUCAUACAAAUCCGCGUUGUUUCAUUAAAAAAAUUACUAAUAACUGUAAUGGUAAUAAUUGUUUUAACUUCACUGAUUGAUGACCCAACAGCCAAAUUUUCUGAAAUUUUACACGACUUCAAAAAUUCCGAUCGAAUAUUACCGGAUUCUGGUCUCCAAUUAUAUGGUGAAUUCGAGUCUUUUGUCAAACUUUCUGAAAAUUUAAGAGCUUACUUUAAAGAAAAUGUACAGCCACGAAAAGACUCAUCUGAUGAUGCCAAAUGGUUUGCCAACUUGAAUAGAUUCAUUAACUCUAUUGUUGAACGCAGAGUUUUACGUGUUCAAGAUUGGUAUAUGCAAAAUACUGCCCAGUUUUCUCAGCAAAAUAAUCAAAACAGCGACAUUGUUAUCGGCAAGUAUGCAAUGGAGCAAGAAAUAAGCAAAUUUAUAAUUUUAUGGACGUUGUGUGGAUUAACAUGUCAUCAAUGUGGUCUAAAAUGUGUUAAAAAUCGUGAUCACGAAGAUGAUCAUGAUUGUUUAACUGAUCAUAAGUGCAAUUAUAUUUGCCAUUUUACUUACAGCCACAACAAAAUAAUGGUAUGUGGUCAUGAAGCUGGACAUGAAGGCAAGCAUGUUUGUAAUGAAAUGAGUCAUUCGAAUACUUCGUGCGGUCAAUUAUGUAAUCUUGUCGAUAAGCGAAAUUGCCUGACUUGCUCAUUAUCAACAAAAUUUUCGAAAGGAGAUUAUCAUUGUCCUAAUAAAUGUAUCGUACCAUAUGAAGAAGAACAUGAUUUACAUCGCUGUGAAAAUGAAACGUGUCCAAUUCAAUGUUCAAUUUCGGAUUGUCAGAGAAAAUGUCAAAGAAAUGAUCAUUUUCACUCUGAUUCUAAUUCGCAAGUGGAUCAUUUUUGUGGAAAUGAACAUCAAUGUCGGGAGUUAUGCGAAGAUGAUGGAAUAUGCAAAGUAAUACUUGAACCCAAGAAACAAGAGGAGGUUUAUAAAGGAAUUGAAGAAACUUCUACUAAGUAUAUUCAGUUAAGUGAAAGAUUGAAAUGUAACAUAAAGAUUCCUCCAAAUGAAUUUAAACAUACUGGAAAGCAUACGCAUCUUACAAAUGAUAACCUUACACAAGAAUAUGGUUUUCAUUUUUGUGAUGUAAAAUGCCAAUUCUGUGAAUAUUAUGUAUGUAUCGCAAAAAAAAAUCCUUUGUUUGUUUAUAAUAAUAUGCUAAUACAAUAUUUAAAUUUGUGUACUUUACCCUAUGGGCACACGCAAAUACAUAGCACAUCACAUGGAAAUAUGAUACAACCUGAGUUUACUAGUGUAGAUAAUGAAUUUGAAUAUGCAGGACAUAAGUUAAGAGUUGGUGAUCGAGGAACUUUUGUUCUUUGUAACCUGUUUUGUAAAGAUUUAGGAAGACACCGUCAUAUUGAUUAUUGUCAAAGUCCAGAUAUUUGUCAAGGACAAGAUAUCCAGCAUAAUAAUGAACAAGUGCAACAUAAUCCUAGUAAACCAAAAGAUUACAUUUCUCACAAAUUGUUCUGUGAACGAACGGGUUUUAAAGAUCCUUAUUCUGUUCAAGAACAACAAGAAUUUGCGAAAUGUGAUCAUGAAUGUCCCGAUGAAAGGCAUCAUAAAUCUGAGAGAUCUACAAGCGAAUCUUUUUGUGAAUUACCUCUUUUUCAUGCUCAACUUGAUCCGAAUUCAAAUCCCCCUAAUGAUAUUGGAUAUAUAUCCAAAGAUGGACAUCAUUUUAAUUGUGAGAAUCCAAGUUCACGUGCAACUUUUCAUAUUAUAUUUGUCUUGGAUCGUUCAUCUUCUAUGGCAAGACCAAUUCAAGGCCAAUUAAUAUACAACAUUUUUACGUCCUGGGAUCCUAACGGUCAUAAUAGGCUUAGCGCAGUCUUUCACGCGGUGUAUCAAUUUAUGAAUGCACGUAUGAAUUUUGUUCAAACAAAUCAACAUCAAGUCAUACAUGAUAAAUUAUCUUUGAUCUUAUUUAAUCACGAGUAUCAAGAUCUAAAAGAUCCGAAGAACUUGUUAGAUAAAAUGAUUGAACACCAACCUUGUGGUUUAAAGAGUUUCGAACUCGCAAUUCAGAAAGCUGGAUCUUUGAUUUCAUCUCAUUAUUAUUCCACAAGAACAAAUAUUGUUAUAUUCUUAUCUGAUGGAGAAUGUGAUUCUCCAAAAAUGCAGCUUCAUGAAAUUUGUAAAGAAAAUCAAACCAGAGGAUCUCCAUUAUAUUUCUAUACAGUAUUAUAUAGCAGCGAUUCAAAUAGUUCUUCUUUAAAAGAAAUGACAACGAUCGCGCAAUCUUAUCACACCAAAAGUACAUCAUCCAGUAACCUACGCUGUCAAUUUACUCAUUCCACCAAUAAAAUCCAUUUAGUUAAUCAUUUUACUAGAUUGGCAAAAAAUUUAAUAUGA